Amaranthus tricolor (Joseph's coat) is the source of this 1309-nucleotide messenger RNA. RefSeq names its product transcription factor SRM1. Lineage: Eukaryota; Viridiplantae; Streptophyta; Magnoliopsida; Caryophyllales; Amaranthaceae. The transcript has 2 exons. Gene Ontology annotation, molecular function: DNA binding. The record is from RefSeq and is a predicted model, not a curated record. The coding region runs from base 317 to 1042 and encodes 241 amino acids.
UCCAAAUGGGUGACACAAUCACAAUUCACAGAGUUAAAAAAUAGAAAAAGAAAAAACCCAAAAACGUGUUGUAAAUCACCAAAAAGAGACCAAACAACUCAAAUUGGAUCCUCAAUACUCUUACUCCACCUUGCCUUCCUUUUUCCUUUCUUUCUCUCUCCAAUCCUCCUAUAAAUACCAUUUGAAAACCCCCAAUUUUAUCCAAUUUCAAUCAUACUAUAUCCAUAUUCAAUAGAUUUACACCAUCUUACGACUACAAAUUAUUAAUCUGCUCUAAAACCCUAAUUUUUGAAUCAAACAUAUUUGAAUUUGGUGAAUGAUAGGCGAUUUGGGUCAUUGGACAAGAGCAGAGGACAAAGUGUUCGAGGAAGCUCUUGUUACUUUUGGGGAAGAAGUUAAUCAAGAUCCUCAACUUCGUUGGAAUAAAAUUGCUGCUCGUUUGCCUGGAAAAUCACCGGAAGAGGUUCGAAAUCAUUACGAAGCUCUUGUUUAUGAUGUUGAUCAGAUCGAUUCUGGUCAAGUUGAACUUCCUUCUUACUCCGAUGAGUUAGCUUCUUCUUGGUGGGUUGCUGAAACGCAAUCAACUCGGCCGAGUCAAAUUUCGUUUGGGUCAGAUGGUGGUAAACCUAAAAAUAAUGAUGCGGAAAGAAAGAAGGGUACUCCUUGGACUGAAGAAGAGCACAGGCUUUUCUUGAUAGGAUUAGAGAAGUAUGGUAAGGGAGAUUGGAGGAGUAUAUCCAGGAAUGUAGUGGUAACAAGAACACCAACCCAAGUAGCGAGCCAUGCCCAGAAGUAUUACCUUCGUCAAAACUCCGUCAAGAAAGAGAGGAAGAGAUCGAGCAUCCACGACAUUACAACCGUGGAUGACAAAUCUGGUGCGCGUCCAGCAGUCGAACAAAAUUGGAUUCCGCCUCCUCAAGGAAAUUCAAUGACACAAAAUACUACAUUGCAACAAUUGAGUGCUGGUGCAUCGCCUCACUUUAGUAGUAAUACUCAAGGGGUGACCGAUUUUGGGUAUCCAAAUUUCGGUUUUCCCAUGUAAAUGCUCGGAAUAAUAUGGAUCUCGUACUCGGAUUAUGUACAUACAACUACAAGGUUCUUGUGUAGUCUUUGUUAAAUUUACAAUACCAUAUGGUGGAUUGAUGGAGUAAAUAUGAGAACAGGGAUAGUGUUGGGCGUUUUAUUGUUGAUGUACUUGUUUUUGUGAGUGAAAGCUCAACUAAACAUAGACAAAAUGUUCAUGGACAGGAGAUAGAAUGUAAUUUAUACUAAAGCAAUCUAAGAUAUGGAUAUUCAAACAUUAUUCUCA